Penicillium diatomitis is the source of this 2745-nucleotide messenger RNA. RefSeq lists its product as uncharacterized. NCBI's taxonomy places the organism in Eukaryota, Fungi, Ascomycota, Eurotiomycetes, Eurotiales, Aspergillaceae. The coding region runs from base 1 to 2745 and encodes 914 amino acids. The record is from RefSeq and is a predicted model, not a curated record. The transcript is spliced from 3 exons.
AUGUUUGGCACUUCGAACAGUGAUACAAGUCAAGCAUUGCCCACCCUCCUCCGACUGGCAGCAGCUGCCCAUCCUCUUUCGACUUCGGCCCAAGGCGUCAGCCUUCGUGUCUGCUACCUCGACGGCUUCAAGUCCUACAAUGGCUUGAGCAAUUCUGCCGUUUUUCCCAUUCUUAUGCGGCUGCCAGGGGACGUGGAGGAGCUGACGCGCGAGACGUGUGGUGCGUCUGUUGACGGUGUUUGCUCACCCAGCUCGUCUGGCGCAAGCACUGUUUACUACUCACCACCUGGAUUAGUCGUCUCUCCUCUGCGUCGCCCACCCUCCCCUUCUAUUCCUUUCUCCUCUCCCUUCAUCCUUUCCCAAAACCACCCUCGAAAUGCUUCUUUUGUCACUGCUGCGUCGUUCUUGUCAUCUCCAACAGCUUCGCAGCAGUGUUCACCCUCUCGAGAACCACGACUUGCCUGUGAGCGUCACUCGUUCAACCUUUCGUCCGAUACAGCACUUUCGUCCGAUACAGCAGAUUCUAUUUCCUCUGAGUCUUGCUGCUUUUCAAUCACUUCGCCCACAAUGGCUCUUCAUUGUCUCCACCGCUUCAUAAGAGAUCGAGAUCAUCAGAGAAACUCCUCCCCUCCCCCUAACGCCCCAACAGCUCCCCGGGCUAUGCUCGCUGGUACUGGACCGGCGGCCGAUUCGAACCCUGUCACCUUUGCAAACCCCCAGCAGAUGCCUGGCGCGGACAACAUGUCGCACCAAGCUGGACGUGGGGUCCCUGCUCAACCUGUCCACACUGACUCUCGCUCGACGCAGGCUACGGACCAGGGUAGCAACCCUUCCCAGCCUGUUCAGUAUGGCGCAUCUGGCCUGCAGUAUGAGCAACAGAACCCGGUUAUGCCCCGAUCAUCUGUGCCGACUCGUGGUCCAGCUUAUUUCCAACAGCCCCUUCAGGUGAACGCACCUGGUAGCGCAGGCCCUCGCAUUCUCACUCCAGCUCAGCCUCGACAUCAGCCUCAAGCCUACUAUGCCCAGCCGCACCAGGGCCAGCAAUACCUAGAGCAGGUGCAUCAAGCUCAGCUUCUUCAAACCCAGCUUCACCAAGCUCGACAACUCCAGGCUCAGCUAAACCAAGGUCCACGAUACGAUCCUCGUCUGCUCGAAGCCCAGUAUCGUCAGGCUCAGUAUCACCUGGCCGAGUACUACCAGGCCUACAAAUACCUAUACGAUUGCCACGCGCAGCAGCAACAGGCCUUUCAACAACAGACUCAGCCGUGUCGUCACCGGGGUCAAUGGUACGGACCACGCUUUUCUGUUCCCGUUGGGUACCAGCCGGUGGCCGCUGUGCAAGCACAGCAGGGAUCGAACGAGGACCCAUUCUACUGUCCUCCCAACAGUUAUGUUGCGCCGCCUGGUCAGGUUGCUCUUGGUCCAUCGCUUAGCAUCCCCCGGGAGCAAGCUGGCUCGGAGAUUUUUGGAGAGCAGGGAGAAUCUUCGCGUGGGGCACGUCGACAGGGGCAUGCCGAAACACGGCAAUCUUACCCUGGAAUUGGACAUGCGUGGAUAUCUACCAACCAACAAGGACCUGGAGAAGGACAGCCUCAAGUCAAUGGGGGUCAAGGUGCACCCGAAUCCGCUGCUCCCCCAACUUUCGCGCCAACUUGGCCGCCUCCAUGGAAGACGUCUGUUAUAAUGAUUUCUGCAGCCGGUCCUCUCAAUCUUGAUCUCUCUGGCAUUUGGAGUUAUUCUGAUCACCAGGGAAGCUCUUCAGAAUCCGAAACCUCGGAGCUCACAGAUGCUACCAUCACCGAGCAUCUGGCUCUCACAGCAGUGGGGUCCCUAAACGACAAGGUGCCAAAGAAAUAUAGACGCGAGCAUGAGACACCCUGCGCACAGUCCUCUCAUGCAGCAAGUCGGCUGCGCCAUGAUGCGAUUCCAUUCCCCGAAUGCCUGGCUGCCGGAAUGGAAAGUGCCCUAGAUUCUCCCGAAAGCCGUCCAUCCUCUCCAAGGAGCGAGGAAGAUACUCCAUGUCCUUCACCAGGCCAACGCUCCGGCAUGAAGGAAGGCCACCAGCCCCACGGCCAAUCCAACGUGUCAAAUGGCUUUCUAUCUCUUAUGGUCUGGAUGAACAACUUCCGCGCGGAGCAGGCUGCCAAGGGCAAGGAGAAAGCUGCUGCUGCAGAGUCGGAGCAGCAAGCUGAGCAAUCUGGGUCUGGAGAACGUGGCCACGAGGCAAACACUGGGCAUGCAUUCGACCAUGGCAAAGAGGCUGCUAGAGACCAUGGGUCUGGAAGAGACGAUUGCAGCAAUUCAGCUGAGCUGCCAAGUCCAUGCACAUCGCCUCGCUCUUGGCUCAACGAUCCGGAGGGUGAUCAUUGCAUCCCCUUCUUCAACGACAAUCGAGUUCGUUACCCCCGGUGGCCCGCAGUCCAACACAACCCAGUGUGCUAUGGACGCGUGCCAACCGUCAAUGGGGCGGAAACGAUAAGCUCGGUCCCUUCGAAGAGUCCUGAGCCCGUUCCUGAAGCUCAGGCUUCAGAGACUGUUCGUCCACGACAUCGCUCGGUUCGCUUCGCGGACCCCCCUCACUUGAGCCCUGUCACUUCUCGGGCUGCGAAUCCAACCACUCCUCGCGUUCGCGAGUUGGAAACCGUGGUUGAGGGGGUUGAGUCCGAGUUCCCCCAGAGAAGGGGUUACUCGGCGGGCGAGCGAUCCGUCCGGCGUAUACGCCACCGGCGUCGUGGACGCCGUUAA